Messenger RNA from Octopus sinensis (East Asian common octopus), 1088 nucleotides. RefSeq names its product E3 ubiquitin-protein ligase MIB2-like. The record is from RefSeq and is a predicted model, not a curated record. Gene Ontology annotation, biological process: protein ubiquitination. NCBI's taxonomy places the organism in Eukaryota, Metazoa, Mollusca, Cephalopoda, Octopoda, Octopodidae. The annotation marks the transcript as partial. Gene Ontology annotation, molecular function: ubiquitin-protein transferase activity. Gene Ontology annotation, cellular component: cytoplasm. The transcript is spliced from 9 exons.
AGGUCCUUAUGGAAGAUUUAUUUCACUGACAAACAUCAAAUGUAUUUGAUCAGUUUGAUCUAGUACCCAGUAGAAAACUGUAAUGACAUUGAUAUCAACCCUGAUUUUCAUGUAAAUUUUCAUUUUCCAUUUUUACCUCCACAAAGGAUUCGGUGAAUUUAGAAAUUGUGAACAAAAAAUAUAGGACACCAUUGCUUGAAGCUGUCUCGGACGGUCACCUCGGAAUAAUGCAGCGGCUGAUAGCCAGGGGCACGAAUGUAAAUGUUGUUGAACAUGGAGGAAAUAAUUGCCUGCAUCUGGCGUUAAAAAGAGAAAACAACUUUCAUUCUGAGGUGGAGCACAUGACCAUGUUAGAUCAGUUCUGCGUAGAGCUGAAACUGGGAAAUGAAGAAAGGUGCUCUGGUGUGGUAGUUGCCAGCUACCUAGCCCACCACGGGGCCAACUUUUACUGUAAAAACAAAAGUGGUAGAACACCAUUGGACCUAAUAGAAAAGGAAAAUUUAAAAAAGACGUUAAAUAUGUUAUUCCCACCAACGCAAUGUGUGUUUUGUGAAGACGAAGUGGCCACAGAGACGUUCUUUCCAUGUAAACAUCUUUCGCUGUGUAAGAAAUGCUGUCCCCCAAAGAUACCUAAACGAUGCCCUAUGUGUAGACAGAAUAUAACGAGCAAAAAUAGUUUGGAGGGUCCAAAGUCGUCAAAACCGGAAGUCCAGAUGUUGGCAGAACCACCUGUCAUUUCAGAUAUUCUGACACGAAGUAUAUUUCAAAGAGCCAGUAUCAGUCACCGUUUAAGUUUACCUUCUGGAGAAGAUGAAUCAGAGGAAGAUAUCAUUUCAGAACAUUCAACAGCAAGUAUAGUACCCGGAGCCAGUACCGAUUCCGGUUUACAAUCAUCUUCUGGAGUAGAUGAAUCAGAGGAAGGAUAUUAUGGAAGAGAUUUUGCCAAAAGGACCCAACUCAGUUCAAAACAAUAUGAACAUUCAACAGGAAGUAUGGUAUCGGGAGCCAGUACCGAUUCCGGUUUUAAAUCGUAUUCUGGAGUAGACCAAUCAGAGAAUGAUUUGUUUCCCAAAUCUCAGAACAAGCAG